UUUAGGGGUGCAAUAAGGCCUCAGGUGUAAGAAAUCCUUCUUAGAGCCAAACUCCAGUGGUCUUGUGGACGUAGAAGCUGGUAAAACAUAGGUAUUCCUAGUCAACUCCUUGGUUUUCACAAGAUUAGGCUUGAUGACUACAAACGGUUUUGAUGACCGUUUUAUUUUCCGAUGAUUUUUCAGUGCGAGGUUUAGUAAAUUCCUUAAGGACUUUUUUAACUUUAAGUUGGGUUUUAAUGAAGUUUUACUAGCAUAUUCUCUUCAUUGAUUUCUAUUAGCCAUUUUGUUUAUAGCUGCAUCAUCUCUUUGAUCGAUGGAGAUUGCUUUAGCAAAAUCUUCUUCAAAAUCUUAUUUUUAAAUGGGCUUUGGUUCUUAGCCCCAGUUGAUUUUCCCUGUCUUGAAGAAUUUCUGCCCUUUAAAUGUUUAGUUUUAGAAUCUGAUAUAUUGUAAAAACUCUCAAAAGUUUGAAUUUUUUCUUUUACAUCUCUAUUCUCUGAGAUAGACCUAUUUCCUAAAGGAUCGAGAUGCUAUCAUUGAGCUAGAGCUAAGACCACUCCUGCAUUGCUUUCGCUUGAUAAGUUCUCUAACUCUAUUUCUUGAGAGAUCGGGCACUUUGAAAACUCCUUUACUGAGCUUUUCCAUGCUCUGAUCAAGAGUGUAGUUAUUAUUAUAAGGAUCGUUCUCUCUAGUCUGUUUUAGACGUCUACCUCGAGCCAAUGGUUGAAGAGGAGCCAAGCAUUUCACCAUUAUCGAACUAUUCAUGCUG
Messenger RNA from Moneuplotes crassus, 766 nucleotides. NCBI's taxonomy places the organism in Eukaryota, Ciliophora, Spirotrichea, Euplotida, Euplotidae. The record is from the annotation of a GenBank genome assembly.